Molecule: messenger RNA, 1121 nt
Organism: Gossypium raimondii (Peruvian cotton)
Lineage: Eukaryota; Viridiplantae; Streptophyta; Magnoliopsida; Malvales; Malvaceae
Product: spindle and kinetochore-associated protein 1 homolog
Exons: 9
Coding region: 98-901 (267 amino acids)
Biological process (GO): chromosome segregation; regulation of microtubule polymerization or depolymerization; mitotic cell cycle
Cellular component (GO): mitotic spindle; spindle microtubule; outer kinetochore
Molecular function (GO): microtubule binding
Source: RefSeq, a predicted model, not a curated record
CUCUAAUCCCCUUUCUGUUUCCCGCCAAAGCUCUCAAAUCCCUAAAAUCAAAUCCCUAAAAUCAAACGGUCCCUUUCGUAAAGAGGAGAGAACAGAGAUGGAUCUUAAACAAGCCGGUUCAUCACUCGAUUCUCUGAUAUCUUCAUUCAACACUCGAAUCGCUGAGCUACAAGAACUCGUCAUUGCAAGGAACAUGUACCCGGCGAGUAGUGUGACGGAUUUGUCGGCAAUUGAUGCGGCAUUGAAGGGCAUGGAGCUUCAAGUGAAGGCGAUCAAGGACCGCUUGCACGAGGAAACCGAGGCCAUUCCAAAAGCCAAAAAACUGAUUGCCAAAUCGCUGCGGCAGCAGAAGAAAUUACAGAGUUUGUCUGUUUAUGCACCCUCAUAUUUGCCUGAAAGAACUGCAACCUUGAAUUUGGACUCUGAUAGAGGUUUGGUUCCUGAAGCCUGUAAACAGCAGCCUAAUCAGAGCACUAUGGUUGUGGAGCCUGCUGCUAUACCAAAGGAGAAGAAAAGCCGUGGCUCUCCGCUGUUAUGGUACAUAACUGCCGGUGAACUAGAUUCAUUGUCUUCGUACAUGAGAGGAAGGCUCACACUUGAGAAGGUCAAUGCAGCUAUUAAUGACAUGGCAACAUAUGCUGAGGCAAAUGCUCAGCUUAUUGCUGCUCCUAAGAAGAAGUUGGCAGAAAAUCAAUGGGAGAGAUCCUUGGAACUGAGAGAUAUUGCAACGACAGAAUCUAUAAAGGGAAAGCACUUUUUCCUUGAAACUGACAUGAAAGGACCAUCAUUGAAGCUUGACAAUACUGGAAAAGCGAUUCUAACUGUCCUUCGUCACCUUGGUCGAAUCAGUGAGACUCGGAUGGGACAUCAUCGUGUGAUCAUUCUUUUGAAACCUCAAUGAAUUGUCUCAAUUCAUGUACGCUUAAUUACAGCUUAUAUUGUUAAUUUUGUGUCUAACUCGCAUUGAUGUUGAAGUGUGAAGAUGAUUAAGUAGGCAGUAACUAUCUAGAGUCCUGGAUGAGUAUUAGUAAAGCUUACUAGGACUCUCUCUAGGAAUAUAUGGUUCAAAUCUGAACUCUUUCUGAUAUGAAAGUUGAAUAACAAGAAUAUAAACUUAUAUA